AAUCAUUUGAAACCUUGAGACUGUUUCUCCUUUGCUUGGAAGGAACCACCAGAAAUAGUUGUAGGUGCUAAUUGCCCAUUAUUCUUACUAAUGUGAAAUUGUUAGUUUCAAUCGUUGAAUAUUUUACUUGCUUGAAUCUUAACAAGGGGAGCUCAAGAUGGAAGGACCAUGCAGUGGCUUGCUUCCCAUCGUGCCAUUCAGGGGCUCUUCCAACGCCUGAAUGGUUCUUCCUCGAGUCGCUUACGCUGAGAAGAGGGGUCCAGGCUGCAAAAUCUUCCAACAUCUCGCAUUACAAAGAUGGCAUUGCUGAAAGUCAAAUUCAACCAGAAGAAACGGGUAAAACUAGCGCAGGGACUAUGGCUCAUGAACUGGUUUUCAGUGUUUGCUGGAAUUCUUGUUUUUAGCAUGGGGUUGUUCCUCAAAAUUGAACUCCGGAAGAGAAGUGAAGUGAUGGACAAUUCUGAAAGCCAUUUUGUGCCCAAUUCUUUGAUAUUAAUGGGUAUAUUAUCCUGCGCCUUCAAUGGUUUUGCUGGCAAAAUUUGUUACGAUUCUCUGGAUCCCACUAAAUUUGCCAAGUGGAAGCCUUUUCUGAAACCUUACCUGGCAUUGUGUUUCUUCUUUAACAUUCUCAUUUUCUUCGUUGCUCUGAUUUGCUUUCUGAUGCGGGGAUCUCUGGAGAGCACACUGUCCCAGGGGCUCAAGAAUGGCAUGAAGUUCUACCGGGACACAGACACCCCUGGGAGAUGCUUCAUGAAGAAGACCAUCGACAUGCUCCAAAUUGAGUUCAAAUGCUGUGGGAACAAUGGCUUCAAAGAUUGGUUCGAAAUUCAGUGGAUCAGCAACAGAUAUCUGGAUUUCAGCUCGAAAGAAGUGAAAGAUCGAAUCAAAAGCAAUGUGGAUGGAAGAUACUUGGUGGAUGGUGUCCCUUUCAGCUGCUGCAACCCCAGCUCCCCGAGACCCUGCAUCCAAUACCAGGUCACCAACAACUCGGCUCACUACAGCUAUGACUACCAAACGGAGGAGCUCAACCUCUGGAACCGUGGUUGCCGGGAAGCCCUCCUACACUACUACAGCAGCAUGAUGAGCUCUAUGGGUGCCGUUGUCCUCCUCGUCUGGCUUUUUGAGAUGUCUGUGAUGGUUGGCUUGCGUCUUCUACAGACCUCUCUGGAAAGCAUUGCUAAUCCCGAAGACCCUGAAUGUGAAAGUGAGGGCUGGAUUCUGGAGAACAGCCUGAAGGACAGUUUGAAGUCCGCACUGGAGAGUUUGAAAAAGAUUGGUAAGUUCAAUCAGGUGGAAGCAGAUGCCGAAGGGGCAGAAGGAGAAGAAGGUGGGAAGACACCAGCCAUCACAACGGUCAGUUGAGCUUCUAAUUGAUGUGGACUUUGUAUCAGAAAGGAAUAAAAAAACUGAGAAUUGUGAAUAUCUACAUUUUAAAAGGUAUGUAUCAAUCAUCAGAAUACGUAUUUCUACUCAUGCUUUUUUUUUUUGUAUAUGGGAGUAUAAACAGAGCGCACCUUGGGAUAAUACACUUCUCCACAACAUGAGUACACCACUAUCACAUCUUCUAUGGGAAGUGACUCCACUAGGACUUGCCAUAUUCAUGUGUUCCCUUAUCAGGGAGAGUUAGUUUAAAAUAAUAAUAAAAAUAAUUAAAAAAAAAAAAUCACUGACAUCACACGGUGAUUCAUUCCAUCUUAUUUUGAAACUAAAAAUGGAAUUUGAGAAGUUAAUACUUUUUUUGCUCAAGUUGUUUUAUCAGCAUACUUUAUCUGCUUCAGUUUUUAAGGACAAACAGAUUGGUUUUCUGGGCAAUAACAUGUUAGAAGCCAAAGGAAGAAAGAUUUUCACAAUUGUAUAUAAACUAGCAUACAGGUAUUUUGACAAACCUCUCAUAUAAUGUGAUUUUUGUUUAUGUGCUAAGCAAUGGUAUUUUCUGUUGUAUUCCUCAGAUGUACAUAGAACAAAAUGCAAACUUAUGCUGAGAAUUUAUGUACUAAGAAAAAUUGUAAUUUAAUCCCCAGUAUCACGAAAGCAACACUAAGGUACGGUUUGUUUUUGUUUCUCAGGGCUUGUUUUUCCAGCCAGUAUAUCCUAAAAAAACCCACAUAUCAUAGACUUAUGCUUCACCUUGUAUUUAAACAAGCAGAAGCUUAGAAAAUUCCUCUUGUAGCGAGUGGAAUCAACACUAUGAGCAUGUGCCAGUUACAGUUACUCUGGACAUUUUAAAAAGUAUGUAAUUUCAUAGCUCCCUCCAGGAUAUUUAAGCCAAACUAUUUUUAAGAAAAGGGGGAAAAAAAAUAAAAAGGCUACUUAGAACUAACACUUUAAAUGUUUUCCAGAGUCCUUCCAUCUACAGGUACUUCAAGCUUCAAACUUUGAGGCCAGGGAAAAAUAAGUCUAAAUCAGUCCCAGUGUGCAAAUGCUUACAAGUUUUGAUUUUUCUUAUCAGGAAUAGGGUACCCUUAAUUAUAUCUUUUAAGCCAAAACGAAGGUACAAUUUGCAUAUGCCGUAUCUCUCCAAAGAUACUGUCAGAGCUGGAGGACCUUGUUUUCAUAUACAAAGCAGGAAUAAGAAAUGGUAAACCUGCUGUGGUCCACGGCCUCUCGUAAGGGAACGGAGCAUCAUCUUGAGUUUAUCUGCAGCUACCUGAUAAAUUCAGCGAAAGGGAAAGAAACCCACGAGAACAACCCCAAUCACCUGCACAAACCAUUGCAGACAUCUUGGCCCUCAAGUGAGGCACCACACUUAUUUUUACCCAAGCUGUGCAAAACCUCUCCUGCUCUAUGGUCUACCCAGGAGAGUUUUCUCAGUUGGUCCCUUCCACCUGGCUGUUGGCUGGCCUUCAAACGAAGCCACGUUUGCAGCUGCCUAAUCACUGCACAGCCCAUUAGUUUUCAUUUUUUAAUCACUCAUGCGCUUGCCCCCAGCAGCUCCUCCAGCUUUUGUUCAAACUCCUUCUAGGAUGGAUAGAUCAGUUGGCAGCAGGACAGGUAGGGACAUGUCUGUGCAUCAAGUCGUAGUCUGUAUCUCGGUGGCCAGGCUGUUGCAGGCCAUCUGCACGCAAGCUUUGAUUUUGACAAGUAUUUGCGGCAUCCUUUCUCUUUUUCAAAGCUGGUCAAAGCUUUUAACUUCAGUUACAAUAAUGAAUUUAGUUACAAUAAUGAAUUAAAAAGUAAACAUUUGUUCUUUUGCGAGUAAGACUGACUAGAAAAAGGGCAACUAACAUAAAAGCCAACUUGCUAUUCACCACAGCCUAUCAUCUAUUGCUUUGCUGAGGGACACUCUGCAUGGCAGAACUGUGCAAACCAGACCAACUCCUUCCUUCUCAGUACGAUCACUGCUAUGACUGGCUGCUCCUCUCAGCUAGUCUGUUAGGGAACAGGAUUGUGGAUGGUGCAUGACGUGGCCACAUCUAUCAGAGAACAGCGUUGUAGAGGAGUCACAUGUGGAUAGGAGCUGCAUUACAAGGAUUAAUUGCAGUUUUCCUUGUGAGGCUUCAGUGUGCUGUAAUCUAUACUGGUUACUUGACUAGAUAUCUGAUUUUUCAAAGAGCUCUAUAUUUAUUUCUGCCCUAGAAAUCUGGCUUAGGCCAUUGCUUUAGACAGGACUCUCCAAUAAUUUGUGGUCUCUAUUUUAUUUCUGUGUGUCUGUUGCUAGAGUGACAUAAAUUGUCAAAUUAUUCUUUCAAUGCCGCAUUGGAGACACCAGUUCCUAGAGCAAGGGCCUCGCGUUGUUAGGCAGGUAGAGAGGCCACCUGAGACCAGUUUCUGAAGAAUAGUGUUGGAAUCGGGGUUUUGUACAAAUAAGAACAAAUAGUGUAUAUGCUAAUGCUGUCUAAAAUAAAGCCUCUUGGUUAAUGAAGAUCUUCGUAACAUCUUAUGGUUACUACAAGACUGUAACAUGACUGCUUUGUAAAAUAUUAUAUGUAAUAUAUCAUUUGUCCAAUCUUAAAUUUACUUUCUUGUCACAUCGCAAAUGCUGUUCUAGUUGAGAUAUCUCUGCUGCCUGUGUAUGUAAAUUUAGGCAUUAAAAAAAAAAAUCACAUUGCAAGUAAAGACCUCUUUAAAGAAAAUGUUGAAAUAUAUACAAUUUAAUACAGAUUUAUUUAAUUUGCAUUACUGUUGACUUUCUGCUUCUGAAUUCAUCUUUUUGACCCAUUUUGUGUGUUUCUGUGGGUGGGAAGAUUUUCCGCUUUCUAUAUAAUGCUCGGAAAGAAAGGAAACCACCUUCUUAUGUGCCCAGCUAAGCUCAGGAUGUGCAAACAGACCCCCGAAUCACUUGCCUUUUACUAGGAACAGAAUGUGCUGGACCGAUUUAGUAGUAUCCUCUUGUAGUACAUAGGAAUUACCACAUCCUCACAAACCUUCGCUUCUAGAAGUGCUCAACAAGUGAAACCACCGGCAUCCUCAGGAUCUUCAACAAUCAGCUAAACUGCAUGUACAACUUCUUUCUCC
Molecule: messenger RNA, 4455 nt
Organism: Cuculus canorus (common cuckoo)
Lineage: Eukaryota; Metazoa; Chordata; Aves; Cuculiformes; Cuculidae
Gene: PRPH2
Product: peripherin 2
Exons: 3
Coding region: 298-1362 (354 amino acids)
Biological process (GO): visual perception
Cellular component (GO): membrane
Source: RefSeq, a predicted model, not a curated record